Apis laboriosa (Himalayan honeybee) is the source of this 1241-nucleotide messenger RNA. RefSeq names its product malate dehydrogenase, mitochondrial (gene Mdh2). The transcript is spliced from 5 exons. The coding region runs from base 116 to 1132 and encodes 338 amino acids. The record is from RefSeq and is a predicted model, not a curated record. Gene Ontology annotation, cellular component: cytoplasm; mitochondrion. Lineage: Eukaryota; Metazoa; Arthropoda; Insecta; Hymenoptera; Apidae. Gene Ontology annotation, biological process: tricarboxylic acid cycle; malate metabolic process. Gene Ontology annotation, molecular function: L-malate dehydrogenase (NAD+) activity.
AACGGCAGAGAACAAGUGCGAAAUAUCAUUGAGGUCAUUGGAGUGUCUUUGAAAGGUUACUGAGCGUUCGAAAUUUGAAAUCAUUCACAUCUGUAUCUAGAAAGUCAUAGAGAAUAUGUUGCCACAAUAUUUGAAACCUAUUUUGAAUGUUACUCAACAAGGAGCGAAACGACUAUCUACCAGCGCCAAAUGCAAUGCCAAGGUUGCAAUUCUCGGAGCAAGCGGAGGAAUUGGCCAACCGCUCUCAUUACUUAUGAAACAAUCUCCUCUUGUAACCGAAUUAUCGUUAUAUGAUGUCGUAAAUACACCAGGUGUCGCUGCUGAUCUGUCACACAUAGAUACACCGGCAAAAGUAAAAGCGUAUACUGGUCCAGAAGAGUUAAAAGAUGCACUUAAAGGAAUGCAGGUAGUCAUAAUUCCUGCCGGUGUUCCACGUAAACCAGGAAUGACUAGAGAUGAUCUUUUUUCUACAAACGCCUCGAUAGUAAGAGAUCUUACUCAGGCUAUAGCAGAAGUAUCACCAAAAGCUUUUAUUGCCAUUAUUUCAAAUCCAGUUAAUAGUACUGUGCCAAUUGCCAGUGAAGUGUUGAAAAAAGCUGGCGUUUACGAUCCCAAUAGAGUAUUCGGUGUAACAACUCUCGAUAUUGUCAGAGCAAAUACAUUCAUUGCCGAAGCCAAAGGCUUGAAUCCACAAAAUGUUUCAGUGCCAGUUAUUGGUGGUCAUAGUGGUGUCACUAUUAUUCCUUUAAUUUCACAAACUAAACCCUCAGUUUCUUUUCCAGAGGAUAAAGUGAAAGCUCUUACUAUGAGAAUUCAAGAAGCUGGUACAGAAGUUGUUAAAGCCAAGGCUGGCACAGGUUCUGCCACUCUUUCAAUGGCAUAUGCUGGUGCACGAUUUGGUUUUUCUUUAAUCAAAGCACUUAAUGGAGAACGUAUUACAGAAUACUGUUAUGUCAAAUCUGAUGUUUGUGACACUAAAUAUUUCUCAACAGCUGUUGUUUUGGGUAAAGGAGGAAUUGAAAAGAAUCUUGGUAUCGAAAAACUCAAUGCAUAUGAAAAAGAACUGUUAAAUGUAGCAAUCCCAGAGCUCAAGAAGAAUGUUGAAAAGGGAGAACAAUUUAUGAAAAAAUGAACAUUAAAUUAUUUCCAUGAAUUAUUAAAAUAUUAGGGGAUAUUAAACAAUAUCAAAUAAAACUCAAUAACUUUUGAUAUUGAUUAUGAAAAUAAUUCGCGUUGUACGC